Messenger RNA from Penicillium digitatum Pd1, 246 nucleotides. Lineage: Eukaryota; Fungi; Ascomycota; Eurotiomycetes; Eurotiales; Aspergillaceae. The record is from RefSeq and is a predicted model, not a curated record.
AUGAAACUCCGCAGAGAUCCGGUCUGCCAGACUAGAUACUUUCGGAUUGGAUUAUUUCAGACAUAUCUCAAUUCAAAAAUUGAAGCCGGUGGGCUUUCACUUCUUCGUAACAAGAUACCGACUCGCAAAUCCAUCAUCUACACCAUUUGCUACAGUGCUAUUGCCUAUUGGUUUAUCGUUACAAUUGUAAAUCUUCAAGAAGACGCCGACCUUGCCCUCGAGCUGGGGAAGAAUACCAAAGAGUGA